Messenger RNA from Morus notabilis, 510 nucleotides. RefSeq lists its product as uncharacterized. The transcript has a single exon. Bases 1 to 510 code for a protein of 169 amino acids. The record is from RefSeq and is a predicted model, not a curated record. NCBI's taxonomy places the organism in Eukaryota, Viridiplantae, Streptophyta, Magnoliopsida, Rosales, Moraceae.
AUGGGGAUCGAGGACGUUUAUCACGAUAUUAGUCACCUCCAGGUAUUGCGUCGCCCACCACCGCUCAAGUCCGACCCAGGGUGGAGAAAUCAAAGCAAAUAUUACAGGUUCCACGGCGAGAGCGGACACACGACCGCCGAAUGUUUUGAUUUGAGAGAUGAAGUCAAAAGGCUAAUCCGAGAAGGGAGGCUCAAUGAAUACCGAGCCGACCGACGUGGCAACAAUAAUCGGCGAAACAACGACCGACGGGAUGAUCAAAGGCAAGACAACUCGCCUGAACCUGUCGGCGAGAUAAGAACGAUCUUUGGAGGGCCAUACAUCGGCGGUAUCUCUCGCCGCGCACAAAAGGAGUAUACAAGAGAGGCAAAGGAAAAGUUCAACCGGAGGGUUAUGAGCGUGUCCGGUAGAGAGGUGAAGGCCGCGAGGUAUGAAGAGGCCGAGAAAAUAUUUUCAGAAACAAAAGCAAACGGAGUGUAUUUCCCUCGUAAUGAUGCUCCUGCAACAUCCUAA